Galleria mellonella (greater wax moth) is the source of this 2322-nucleotide messenger RNA. RefSeq names its product digestive cysteine proteinase 2-like (gene Catl-like). Gene Ontology annotation, molecular function: cysteine-type endopeptidase activity. The record is from RefSeq and is a predicted model, not a curated record. Gene Ontology annotation, cellular component: lysosome. NCBI's taxonomy places the organism in Eukaryota, Metazoa, Arthropoda, Insecta, Lepidoptera, Pyralidae. Gene Ontology annotation, biological process: immune response. Bases 73 to 1737 code for a protein of 554 amino acids. The transcript is spliced from 14 exons.
GUUCAAUUAAUAUAAAAUAUUUUGAUAGUUAAAACUAUAAAUAAAUCCCAAAUUCGCUGUAUAACAUAUACUAUGAUAUUUCAGUACAGUAUCAAAAUGUUUCUGUUAAAUAUAUGUCUAUUGUUAUGUGUUACGUUGAUAGCCUCUGAAAAAAUAAAUAAUGGUGGAAGUUCAGAAAAUGAGUUGGAGUGGCCUGAACAAUUUUCGUGCCAAGCCAUUAAACUGUAUCUAGAUUCUGGUUUAGUUGAGGACUACAAGAUAUGGCGUACGCCGAAAAGAUCUAGAAUCGACUAUAAUAAAGGUGCUGUAAAGUCAAUUAUAGUACCAUCUAGUUCGAGAGUCAGUUAUGGCUUAAAAUACUCAAUUCACCCACAGACUACAAACGAUGAAACAAAUAAAAUGGUGUGCACAAUAAAGAAAGGUACUAGAUUCGACCGUCAAGAGGUUGAGACUAUUUUACCAUCUACAGAUUACGAGUUUGAAUCUCAAGGUCCAGAUACAAUAAAUGAUAAGUCUUGUGUCAAAUAUUAUUCUGUAACCGACUAUGGAAGUUAUGAGACCAGAUCCACUCUAUGGGUUACUUUUUCUAACGAGGUCAAUGGAACAGUACCAAUAAGGUUUGAAGAAAAACAGUACAAUAAUGAACAUGGUUACUUGGACUCCCAUUACAUCUGGGAAUUUUAUAAUUACGACUUAGAAUUCGAUGACUCUGUCUUUAAUAUAUCACAAUAUGAUUGCUCCUAUGAGACGACAAACAAGGCUAAGGCAGUCAAAGAUCCCAUUAUACAUUACGAGAAUCAAGAAGAUGUAAACAGAGCUUUCGAAUCAUUCAAAUUAAAAUUCGAUAAAAAAUACGCUCAUAAAAAGGAGCACGCCAUGAGACGGAGUAUCUUCGAGAAAAACCUGAGGUUAAUUAGAACAACUAACAGUCAAAACCUUGGUUACAAAUUGGCAAUCAAUCAGUUCGCUGAUCGAACUCCUGAGGAAAUGAAAAGACACAAGGGUUUAAUAAGACGGAAGCAGAAAAAAUCCGGCAAUAUACCGUUUCCUUACGAUGAUAAAAAAUUAGAAGAGUUGUCGCAGAAUUUGCCAACGGAAUUUGAUACACGGCUUCUAGGUUUAGUCAAUCCUGUCAGAAAUCAAGAAAGCUGUGGUUCUUGUUGGACGUAUGGAACGACAGCAGCCGUCGAAGGAGCGAUUGCUCGCAAAAAUGGAGGCCGACUGCUAACUCUUAGUAAUCAAGCUCUAAUUGACUGUGCAUGGGAAUAUGGUGCAUUCGGGUGUGACGGUGGUAGUGACACCGCAGCCUUCCAAUGGAUGAUACAAUAUGGCCUGCCUACUGAAGAAGAAUAUGGACCUUAUGCUAAUCAAGAUGGUUAUUGUCUUAUUGAAAACAUGACUACAAUUUAUCCAAUACUGGGUUUUACAGACGUCACGCCAAACAGUAUUGUUGCCCUUAAAGUGGCAUUAAUAAACCACGGUCCAUUAUCAACGUCUAUAGAUGCAAGUGGCUCAUUUUCAUUUUAUUCUGGUGGUAUCUUUUACGAUCUCUCAUGCACCCAAACCAACCUCGACCACGAAGUCACUCUAGUUGGUUAUGGUGAAGAAAAUGGGGAUACCUAUUGGAUAAUAAAAAACUCCUGGGGUUCAAACUGGGGUAUAGACGGGUACAUGCAUAUUUCUGCACGCGACAAUAAUUGCGGUGUGGCUACGGAACCCACAUAUGCAGUGGUCUAAUGAUAGUUACGAUUUUACUUCUUUGGCGGAUUUACUUUUGUUCUAUUUAUUCUUAUCUCUUUUGUCGUAUGUCGUAUUAUAUUCGCUCGUAUAUAUAAAUAUAAAAAUAUGCAAUAUUAAUAUACAUUAUAUUGUUAAUAAUAUUUUUAUAUAUAUCAAUAAAAAAUACGGAUCAAGCACAUCAUUACUGUCAUAGACAUUUCUGUUUUUAAUUAUUUAUUUAUACUUUUAUUAAGCAUUUAAUUUAAUCUAUUUUAUGUAGGUUAUAUACAUAUGUUAUAAACGCUGAUUAAAAAUAAUAUAUAAAUUAUUUUUGUGAAUGUCAAAAUAUUAAUGGUCAUCAUAGAUUAAGGCAUUGUAUUAUCUAAGUCAUACACGAUGCAAAUUUUGUAUAUUUCCAUCACGUAAACAAAAAGAGACAAAUAUAGAACUUAAGUUAAUUACAUUGCAGAAAAUCCGCCAAACUGAUCAUUAAAGGCGAUAAUAUGGACUAUGAUAUUAUGUUUUUUAUUAUGCAAAUACGUAAUAUGUACGUGGAAUAAAAUUAAUAAAAUGCAAAAUAUUAUGCUUAUUACAAAUAUGAAA